Molecule: messenger RNA, 552 nt
Organism: Durusdinium trenchii
Lineage: Eukaryota; Dinophyceae; Suessiales; Symbiodiniaceae
Source: the annotation of a GenBank genome assembly
AUGAUGGCGGCGAUGUGUUUGGGCUUCACCGCGGGAAGAGAAGAGGAAGGUUUUUGGAUCUUCACAUACCUCAUGGAGGAUGUGCUGGGCCCCGAGUUCUUCUCCAGGAGGCCAGCCAUGAUGGGCUACCAUGGGGACAAGGCAGCCCUCGCGCAGCUGGUGGCCUCCACCAUGCCAGAACUGGCUGAACGCUUAGGCACUGCAGGCUUGGCAGAGUGUGUCUCAGCGCUGGCCGCGCGGUGCCUCCUCUCGGGCUUCGUCGGCUUCCUGUCCGGGGAACCGUUGGUGGCCUUCUGGGAGGAACUCCUCGCCAAUCAUUGGCCGGACUAUCCACGGCUCCCGUUGCUGCUGUGGUUUACCGGGCUGGUGCAACAUGCAGAGAGGCAGCUGCAGCAGGCCUCCGCGCAAGCGGCGUAUGUGCGUCACACAUCGAGGCCACCUUUUUGCAAUCCCUGUGGCACACUCCUGGCGGCAUUUGAGUUCACAACUAUUUUGUGGGGCUUUGUUGCUAUCAACAUCCUCCAUCAUGAUUUAUGUGUGGUUAUUGAGUGA